Molecule: messenger RNA, 1687 nt
Organism: Brienomyrus brachyistius
Lineage: Eukaryota; Metazoa; Chordata; Actinopteri; Osteoglossiformes; Mormyridae
Product: tubulin alpha-8 chain
Exons: 5
Coding region: 157-1506 (449 amino acids)
Biological process (GO): mitotic cell cycle; microtubule cytoskeleton organization
Cellular component (GO): cytoplasm; microtubule
Molecular function (GO): GTP binding; structural constituent of cytoskeleton
Source: RefSeq, a predicted model, not a curated record
GACGGCACUUUUUCCCAUUACUGCUGUGUUGGCGGGGACACGUUGCGCGUCUGAAGUCGACAGAGCUUUAAUUACUGCUAUAGCUACAUUACCGAAAAUAUAGUAAAACUUUCUUUAUUUAAAUCCAGAGUUAGUGACCAUCUCACCAAAUUCAAAAUGCGUGAGUGCAUCUCUGUUCAUGUGGGUCAGGCUGGCGUGCAGAUUGGCAAUGCAUGCUGGGAACUGUACUGCCUUGAGCACGGUAUCCAGCCUGACGGUAACAUGCCCAGUGACAAAACCAUUGGCGGUGGGGAUGACUCCUUUAACACAUUCUUCAGUGAAACGGGCUCAGGGAAGCAUGUUCCCAGGGCUGUGUUUGUGGACCUGGAGCCAGCUGUUAUCCAUGAAGUUAGGACUGGUAUCUACCGACAGCUGUUCCACCCUGAGCAACUUAUAUCUGGCAAGGAGGAUGCAGCCAAUAACUAUGCCCGUGGGCACUACACAGUUGGGAAGGAAAUCAUUGAUACAGUCCUGGAGAGAGUGCGCAAACUGACAGACCAGUGCACAGGGCUGCAAGGUUUUCUCAUUUUCCACAGCUUUGGUGGGGGGACUGGCUCCGGCUUCACCUCGCUACUGAUGGAGCGCUUGUCUGUAGACUAUGGCAAGAAAUCCAAACUGGAGUUUGCCAUCUACCCAGCCCCUCAGGUGUCCACUGCUGUUGUGGAGCCCUACAACUCCAUCCUGACCACCCAUACAACCCUCGAGCACUCAGACUGUGCUUUCAUGGUUGAUAACGAGGCCAUCUAUGAUAUCUGCCGUCGUAACCUUGACAUUGAGCGCCCAAGCUACACAAACCUCAAUCGUCUCAUUGGCCAGAUCGUGUCCUCGAUCACUGCCUCGCUGCGCUUCGAUGGCGCUCUGAACGUAGACCUCACUGAGUUCCAGACCAACUUGGUCCCUUAUCCACGCAUCCACUUCCCCCUUGUCACCUAUUCACCAAUCAUCUCUGCUGAGAAGGCCUACCAUGAGCAGCUGUCGGUCUCCGAGAUCACAAAUGCCUGCUUCGAGCCCUCUAACCAGAUGGUGAAGUGUGACCCUCGUCAUGGAAAGUACAUGGCCUGCUGCAUGUUGUACAGGGGUGACGUGGUGCCAAAGGAUGUGAAUGCCGCCAUUGCCAAUAUCAAAACAAAGCGUUCCAUCCAGUUUGUUGACUGGUGCCCCACCGGCUUCAAGGUGGGUAUUAACUAUCAGCCCCCCACUGUGGUGCCUGGGGGGGACCUGGCCAAGGUUCAGAGGGCUGUAUGCAUGCUGAGCAACACCACUGCUAUUGCUGAGGCCUGGGCUCGCCUAGAUCACAAGUUUGAUCUCAUGUAUGCGAAGCGAGCCUUUGUCCACUGGUAUGUGGGAGAGGGUAUGGAGGAGGGGGAGUUCUCUGAGGCAAGGGAGGACCUGGCAGCCCUGGAGAAGGACUAUGAGGAGGUGGGCACCGACUCUGUCGAAGGGGAAGAAGAGGGCGAGGAGUUCUAACCCUCACUGCCUGAGGCCAAGCAAGCCAGCACUGUCUUGAGAGCCAAAAAACCAGAGCACUGUUCUGUUGUCUGUUAAAUCUGUCUUGAAACAUCUUGUUUCCUAUUAAAGUACCUCCACAAGCUGUGGAGUCCAUACUGUGACAAAUGUUCCUGUCUGAAUAAAUGUUUUAAGUGCUGAA